CACCACGGUCGCAUGAGGCUUUGUCUUUGGACGCGAAUGUUUUCUUGAGGACCAGGCGAUUGAAACGGUAGUGCAUUCUCUCUGAAAACCGUUUCUACACAUCGCCGCAAUGGGUUCCCGUGGAGGGGUCAUUGAGGAGUCUGCCGACAAGAAUCUGGUAGACAAUUCAGGAGAGCCGACUGGCAAUACGACAGAUUCCAAAGUCUUGGAAGAUCUUGGCUACAAGCCCGUUCUUCACCGAACAUUUAAUCUGUUUCACAACUUCUCGACUACAUUUGCUGCUCUCUAUUUCAUCGGCGGUGUCCGCGUCACAUUUGCGACCGGUAUAGCGGCUGGUGGAAAUCUUGCCUACUGGACGAGUUUCAUUAUAACAUGUGUCUUCACUUUUAUCACCGCCGCUGUGAUAGCAGAGAUAUGUUCGUCACUACCACUCGCUGGAUCCAUCUACAUGUGGGCAGCUGAGGCUGGCGGUCCUCGCUAUGGGCGCCUCUUCGGUUUCGUGGUCGCUUGGUGGAGUACGACGGCAUGGACGACUUUCUGCGCUAGCAAUACCCAAGGCGCUGUCAACUAUAUGCUGUCUGAAAUCGUGGUCUUUGAUCUGGACUUUCCUACGGACACCACAGACGUCAAAUUCCGUGCUGUCCAGUGGAUCCUGACCGAGAUCAUGCUCGCAUUGGCCGCUAUCUGGAAUCUUCUCCCACCUCGCUACUUCAAGUGGAUCUUCUAUCUUUCCAGUUCUUUCGUUGUCCUUGACUUUGUCUUGAACAUGAUCUGGCUCCCGAUUGCCACCAGUAGGACCAUAGGGUUCCGUUCGGCUCAUGACGCAUUUCUCACAACAUACAACGGAACUGGAGCUUCGGAGGGUUGGAACUGGUGCUUGUCGUUCUUGGCCACGGCUGGUAUCUUGAUUGGCUUCGACGCUUCAGGUCACGUCGCAGAAGAGACUAAGAACGCGGCAAUAACAGCAGCCCGUGGCAUUUUCUGGAGUACUGUUGUCAGCGGCAUCGGCGGCUUCAUCGUUGUCAUCCUGUUCUUGUUUUGUGUACCCGACGCCGAUACCUUCUUCUCAUUUGGGUCCCCACAACCGUUUGUUCCGCUAUAUGCUGUCAUCCUGGGCGACGGGGGUCACAUUUUUAUGAAUGUCAUCUGCAUUGCGGCGCUCUGGUUCAAUACUGCAAUCGCUGUGCUUGCGGCUUCUCGUCUGGUCUUUGCUGUGGCCCGAGACGGCGUGCUACCCUGGUCUGGCUGGGUCUCCAAGGUCGUCGAUGGCCAGCCUCGCAAUGCCGUUCUGGUUGUCUGGGGUGUCGCGUCGGUCAUCACCUGCACGAUCCUUCCGUCGUCCGUGGCGUUCACGUCGCUGGUUUCAGCUGCCGGAGUGCCAUCGGCCGCAGCCUAUGGGCUCAUCUCGCUCAGCCGGCUGCUACUGACGCCGAAUACUUUUCCCAAGCCGGCUUGGAGCCUGGGAAGACUUAGCAAGCCUUUCCAGGCUAUCGCGGUCGUCUGGAACGCUUGGGUUGUGGCUGUGCUUUACUCUCCAUACAUUUUCCCAGUCACGGCGGACACGCUGAACUAUGCACCUGUCAUUAUGGGCGCGACCACGGUAUUGGCAUUGAUCUCCUGGUGGGUUAUCCCAGCAGAUAAAUGGCUACCGAGUCAACGUAUUCAGCAGACUUUGGAGGCUCGUGGGUCUGGAUAUACUGGUAGAGACGAUGAGUGAAAGUAAAUAUGCACUUCGACAGCAGCCAGGAGUCUUCCAGAUCUAUCAUUUCCGGAGGGCUACUAAGGAUCACCGGACAAAAGAGAUACAGUGCACAAAACACAGAUUCCAUUCGUUUUGGUCGUGGCUGUCAAAGCGGCUCGGUACG
Truncatella angustata is the source of this 1865-nucleotide messenger RNA. Its product is annotated as amino acid transporter-like protein. Gene Ontology annotation, cellular component: membrane. Lineage: Eukaryota; Fungi; Ascomycota; Sordariomycetes; Amphisphaeriales; Sporocadaceae. Gene Ontology annotation, biological process: transmembrane transport. The record is from RefSeq and is a predicted model, not a curated record. The transcript has 5 exons. Bases 110 to 1717 code for a protein of 535 amino acids. Gene Ontology annotation, molecular function: transmembrane transporter activity.